AUGCGCGGCAUGCGAUCACCCCAAUAUGUGUCUCUGCCGUUGAGCGAGAAGGAGGGUCUGUACUCGGAGAGACGGCGACGCGCCCAACGAGCAAAGGGCUCGUGGGGCCGAGUAGUACAGGUGGUAGGCAGCUUAGCGGUACUCUACGGGGUCUUCAGUGUGUUCCAGCUGUGGACGCGCACGCCCUGCGACACCAUCGACUCGGGCUAUCGCUGCAGCCCCAAGACGAGCCAUUUCUGGGGCCAGUACUCGCUCUGGUACUCGGUGCCGUCUGAAAUCGACGUUGGGCCUCCCAAAGGGUGCGACGUGACUUUUGCAAACGUUCUUUCCCGCCACGGCGGCCGCGACCCGACCUUUGGCAAAUCAAUCGCCUACCAACUCCUCAUCAUCGAAAUUCAGAACACAAGCACAUGGUAUCCGAAAGAAUAUGCCUUUCUCAAGGACUACAAAUACACUCUCGGCAAUGACCAGCUGACAGAUGCUGGGAGGCAGGAGAUGGUCAAUUCUGGUGCCCAUUUCUACCGCCGCUAUUCCAAGCUCGUGGAUGAGAAGAUGCCGUUUGUACGCGCGGGGGGUCAGGAGCGCGUAGUUGAAUCAGCUCAAAAGUGGCUCGUGGGCGUUGCGCAGUCGCUUAAUGACGAACCGCCUGAGAUUGAUCUCGUCAUCCCAGAAGGAACGAGUUGGAACAACACUCUUUCCCACGACACGUGCCCUGCGUUUGAAAGUGGUCCAGAUCACGGGCUAGGCGAUCGGGCUCAGCGCAUUUGGGUCGACAAGUUUGUGCCACCCAUCCAACAACGCAUCAACUCAGCCUUGGGAACGAAUCUCAGCGCGACAUCCACUGUGUACCUCAUGGACAUGUGUCCGUUUGACACUCUCGCCCACCGUUCGGCAAAGAUUUCAAACUUUUGCAAGCUCUUCACUGAGCAAGAAUGGCGCGAAUACGACUACUACCAGACUUUGGGCAAGUAUUACAGCUACAGUGUGGGCAACCCCAUUGGACCGACUCAGGGCGUCGGCUAUGUCAACGAGCUGCUAGCGCGACUGACGGGCAAGCCUGUUCAAGACAACACCAACACCAACCGGACGCUUGAUGCCGACCCCAAGACAUUUCCACUCGACCGCAAUGUGUACGCCGACUUUAGUCAUGACAACGACAUCAGCUCGACAUUGGCUGCGCUUGGUCUCUACAACAAAACAAAGCCGUUGUCCAAUACCUCGAUUGAAGAUACUGAGAAGACUUAUGGUUAUUCUGCGGCAUGGACGGUGCCUUUUGCAGCGCGGCUAUAUGUCGAGAAGCUGCAGUGCAAGCACGAGAAGGAAGAGAUGGUUCGCGUUAUUGUCAAUGACCGGGUGCAGCCUCUGGAAUUCUGCGGCGGUGACAAGUACGGCAGGUGCACACUGACCAGCACUCCUGAUUGA
Molecule: messenger RNA, 1422 nt
Organism: Pyrenophora tritici-repentis Pt-1C-BFP
Lineage: Eukaryota; Fungi; Ascomycota; Dothideomycetes; Pleosporales; Pleosporaceae
Product: His-Phos-2 domain containing protein
Molecular function (GO): acid phosphatase activity
Source: RefSeq, a predicted model, not a curated record